This is a messenger RNA of Diospyros lotus (date-plum), 3008 nucleotides long. Its product is annotated as protein FAR1-RELATED SEQUENCE 5-like. Gene Ontology annotation, biological process: regulation of DNA-templated transcription. The record is from RefSeq and is a predicted model, not a curated record. The coding region runs from base 307 to 2646 and encodes 779 amino acids. Lineage: Eukaryota; Viridiplantae; Streptophyta; Magnoliopsida; Ericales; Ebenaceae. Gene Ontology annotation, molecular function: zinc ion binding. The transcript is spliced from 2 exons.
AGUAAGCAAGAGACAGAGAGAGCUUGUAAUUUGUAAAGGUAGAUGAAGAUGGUAGCGUGGCCAGAUUGGUUACUCUGUGGUUGUGUAAGAUUGUAUUGUAUGAAAUGAAAGAUGGUAGUGCAGUCGAGCUUAGCUUCGCUUUGGCCUUUGGGCGGGUACGCAAAGAUCCAAAAGCAUUCCUUCAACUUCUCAGAGCUUCCUUUGCUUAGGCCCCCCCACCGUCAUCUCCGCUCCCUCAUUCGCUUUCCAAUGCCCUAAUGACUCCCAAAUACUCAAGAUACACACUCUAAUUCACUGCAAGUGCCCAUGGAAUUCGAAGCCUUCAACGUCGUUGAAAGCGAAGUUCUGGAAUUCGAAGUCGGUUCUGGUGACGAUGAGGAUACUCGUCUCGACUCGCAGCAUCCGGAGGAGGAUUACCAGGACGAUUACAAUGACGUUCGUGAUGAUACGGUCCGUCGCUCUUCUAUGACCGGUGACGAUUCCGUCUCUUCCUCUGGUCGAGACCCGAAUCUCGAACCCUACGAGGGAAUGGAAUUCGAAUCCGAACAAGGCGCCCGAAUUUUCUACAACUCUUACGCUCGUCGCGUCGGUUUCAGCACUCGAGUCAGCGUGUACCAGCGGUCUCGUCGCGAUGGCUCUAUCAUUUGCCGGCAAAUCGUCUGCUCGCGAGAGGGGUUUCGUCGCGGGGGCGGUGAGAGCAAAUCCAGGCGGCAGAGGACCGUCACCCGAGUCGGUUGUAAGGCACAGAUGACUGUCAAGAAACAAGUUUCCGGGAAAUGGACUGUUACCAAACUCGUUAAGGAACACAAUCAUGAGCUUGUGCCGCCUGACAAAGUCCACUGCCUCCGUUCGCAUAGGCACGUAUCUGGGCCUGCUCGUAGCUUGAUCGACACGCUUCAAGCCGCUGGGAUGGGUCCGAGUGGGGUGAUGUCUGUCUUAAUUAAGGAAUCCGGUGGUGUUAACAAUGUCGGUUUUACUAAAGUCGAUUGCCAAAAUUACAUGAGCGGCAGCAGACAGAGGACACUUGGUGCUGGGGGUCACCAGAUCUUUGAGUAUUUGGAAAGAAUGCGGUCUGAAAGUCCUGGGUUCUUUUGUGACAUUCAAGGUGACCUUGAGAACAGUUCAAGAAACAUUUUUUGGGCCAACGAAAACUCUAGAAUGAAUUAUAACUACUUCGGUGACACAGUCACAUUUGAUACAACAUAUAGAACUAAUCGGUAUAGGGUUCCUUUUGCCCCAUUUACAGGAUUAAAUCACCAUGGACAAUCUAUAUUGUUUGGAUGUGCUCUGCUGCUGAAUGAGUCGGAGUCCUCGUUUGUUUGGCUUUUCCAAACUUGGCUUGCGGCAAUGUCUGGUCGUCAUCCUAUCUCUAUCACAACGGACCAGGAUAGGGUUAUAUGUUCUGCCGUUGCCCAGGUAUUUCCAAGGACCCGCCACCGGCUUUGCAAAUGGAACGUAUUUAGAGAAGCCCGAGAGAAAUUGUCCCAUGUAUAUCAGUCAUACCCUGCUUUUGAAGCUGAAUUCCAGAGGUGCGUUAAUGUAACCGAGACAACUGAGGAGUUCGAAGCAUGUUGGGAGUCCACUCUCAACAGAUACCGCCUUGGAGAUAAUGAUUGGCUUAAUUCAAUGUACGAUCUUAGACAACAGUGGGUUCCGGUUUACCAUCGUGAUACUUUUUUCGGGGAGAUGUCAAUAACCCAAUCAAGUGAUAGUAUGAACUCAUUCUUUGAUGGAUACAUAAAUGCGUCGACAAAUAUGCAAGUGUUCAUUAAACAGUAUGAGAAGGCCAUUGCUAGUCGGUAUGAGAAGGAAGUAAACGCAGAUCAUGAGACAAUAAACAGUGAACCAGUCCUAAAGACGCCUUCUCCUAUGGAAAAACAAGCAGCCAACCUUUAUACGAGGAAGAUAUUCAUGAAAUUUCAAGAAGAAUUUGUUGAGACUCUUGCUUACCCCACAACUAUUGUUGAUGAUACAGGGUCUGAGAUUAUGUAUCGGGUGGCAAAUUUUGGGGAAGAACACAAGGCACACUUUGUUAGAUUCAACAUUUUUGAAAAGCAAGCUAGAUGUGGCUGUCAAAUGUUUGAGUUUUCAGGUAUUCUUUGCAGGCACAUAUUAGCAGUUUUUAGAGUAACAAACAUUCUUACACUUCCCUCACUUUAUAUCUUAAAUCGAUGGACAAGAAGUGCCAAAAGUGGGGUAUUAUUGGAUGAUCGGACACUUGUGCUGCCUUAUAAUUCUCUUGAGUCUCCUAUUGCUUUCCACAACAGUUUAUCCCGUGAAACAAUCAAAUUUGUAGAAGAAGGGGCAGAGUCAGUAUAUGUGUACAAUGUGGCAAUGGAAGCUCUACGGGAAGCUUCCAAGAAGGUUGCUGCUGCAAAGCAGAAUGGUCAAGGUGUCACGCAGAGCAAUUUGGCCAAUGGAAGUGAUCAAGAAGUGAACAAAAGUGAAAUUCAAAUCAACCAGCUUUGCUCUUGCUCGGUGGAUCAGGACAAGAAAAUUGAGGAAUUGACCGCUGAGUUAGGAAAUGCAAGUCAGCUGUGCGAAGCAUAUAGGGCUAAUCUGUUGGCAGUGCUGAAGAACAUGGAGGAACAGAAGUUGAAGAUGACUGUUAAAGUUCAGAAUGUUAGACUCAAUUUGAGAAGUUAAAAUGAAGGGAUGACGGCCAUUUCAUUCCCAUCCUUCCUUGGUGUACAUUAUUACCAUGGCCAUGAGCUUGCCCUCUGCGGAAUGUUGUUGCAUAUAUUAGUUGUUACGUUAGUUUAGUGGCAUGUAUGUAUUUCUAGGUCGUGAUUUGAUGUGAAAAAACAUAAGGAAAAACUGUGUAUAAGACCAUAUUUUCCUUCCAACCCUCCUCCUAGCACGGCAAGCAAGCGGAGAGCUUCAUGCCUUAGAGAUACCUUUUUAAGGGUUGUGAUUUAGGGUAAUCGCGUAAUGUUAUAGACUAAUUGACAUGAUGUAACCAUAGAGAACAACACCCUAAAUUGCCUCCUCCAGCCAUUUUAGCUGCA